Anoplopoma fimbria (sablefish) is the source of this 3092-nucleotide messenger RNA. It is a transcript of the gene sele, whose product is annotated as selectin E. The coding region runs from base 79 to 2571 and encodes 830 amino acids. The record is from RefSeq and is a predicted model, not a curated record. Gene Ontology annotation, biological process: cell adhesion. Gene Ontology annotation, cellular component: membrane. Lineage: Eukaryota; Metazoa; Chordata; Actinopteri; Perciformes; Anoplopomatidae. The transcript has 15 exons.
AAUCGUCUCAUCUUCAGACGUGCAAAGACUAAAGAAAUACUAAGAGUCUUCUGUAGGUUAUCACACAUACCACUUAAAAUGGAGUUCUGCUUUGGAUUACUUCAGACCCGCAGAUCUAAGACCUCAUGGAUCAGCUUGACCUUUCUUUGCUCAAUGCUGUGCAUGUGGACUCGUGUAGAGUGCUGGUCCUACCACUACUCUAACACCACCAUGAAUUGGCUGGGAGCCCGAGCAUGGUGCCAGAAGCACCACACAGACAUGGUGGCCAUCCAGAACCAGGAGGAGAUCGUGCAUCUCAACAGCUGGCUGCCCAGGAAACCCACUUACUACUGGAUUGGAAUACGCAAGGUUAACAAUGUCUGGACCUGGGUAGGAACCAACAAGAGUCUGACAAAAGAAGCAACCAACUGGGCAAGGGGCGAACCAAACAAUGGCAAAAGUAAAGAGGCUAUGGGGAACACCGAGGAUUGUGUGGAGAUGUACAUUAAAAGGGAAUUGCAGACAGGCAAAUGGAAUGAUGAGAGGUGCGGAAAGUUGAAGACCGCUCUUUGCUACGCAGCUGCCUGUAAGAACAACUUGUGCCUCUAUGGAGAAUGUGUAGAAACCAUCAACAGCCAUAAGUGUGCUUGCUUUGAGGGUUUUUACGGAGAGAAGUGUGAGCAAGUUGUCCAGUGUAACAGAGAGGAGGUGAUCGUUCCAGAUAAAGCAAGUGUCAAUUGCGUUCAUAAGUAUGGAAACUUCUCUUACGACUCUGUGUGCCAGUAUUCAUGCGAGGAAGGAUACCAGCUGAGUAUGUCAAGACCCCUGAAGUGUAAUGCCUCGAAACAGUGGACCGAUCAGCCUCCUACAUGUGAAUUGGUCCAGUGUCAGGAGCUGUCAAGUCCAGCAAGAGGAUCCAUGAAGCGCUCCGAUCCUCUGGGCCCCUCCAGCUACCGGUCCACCCGUGUGUUUUCCUGUGACGAAGGCUACGUACUCGCUGGUUCCCCUUCAAACACCCUCCAAUGUGAAGCCUCAGGACUUUGGAAUGCUUCACAACCGCUUUGUAUCGCUGUCCAGUGCCCUUCUCUCCAGCAGCUGGACAACGGCGUUGUCAGCUGUGGGGACGAUGCAGAUGUGAUGUUCAGCUAUGGAAACACCUGCAGCUUCAGCUGUGACCACGGCUACCACCUGGUGGGACCAAGCGAGGUGACAUGCACAUCAGCAGCUGUGUGGAGUGAGAGGAAGCCUCACUGUGAAGCCAUCACUUGCCAGAAUCCAGAGGUAGAAGCUCACCUCAUCACCCAGUGCAGCCAACCUUUGACUGAACUGCGGCCAAACUCCACCUGCAGCUUCAGCUGUGAAGCAGGCUUUGAAAUGCAUGGAGCGCACAGCACUCAUUGUUCUGAGGACGGACAGUGGAGUAAUGCCAUACCUAUCUGCAAAGUGGUCCAGUGUCAGGAGCUGUCAAGUCCAGCAAGAGGAUCCAUGAAGCGCUCCGAUCCUCUGGGCCCCUCCAGCUACCGGUCCACCCGUGUGUUUUCCUGUGACGAAGGCUACGUACUCACUGGUUCCCCUUCAAACACCCUCCAAUGUGAAGCCUCAGGACUUUGGAAUGCUUCACAACCGCUUUGUAUCGCUGUCCAGUGCCCUUCUCUCCAGCAGCUGGACAACGGCGUUGUCAGCUGUGGGGACGAUGCAGAUGUGAUGUUCAGCUAUGGAAACACCUGCAGCUUCAGCUGUGACCACGGCUACCACCUGGUGGGACCAAGCGAGGUGACAUGCACAUCAGCAGCUGUGUGGAGUGAGAGGAAGCCUCACUGUGAAGCCAUCACUUGCCAGAAUCCAGAGGUAGAAGCUCACCUCAUCACCCAGUGCAGCCAACCUUUGACUGAACUGCGGCCAAACUCCACCUGCAGCUUCAGCUGUGAAGCAGGCUUUGAAAUGCAUGGAGCGCACAGCACUCAUUGUUCUGAGGACGGACAGUGGAGUAAUGCCAUACCUAUCUGCAAAGCAAUAGGAUGUCCUGCUCCUGAGAUCCCAACAAGUGUCCAGAUCAGUUGCAGCCCUUCUCCGUCUUCACCUGCUUCCACCGGGGCCCCUCAUCCACUUGGUAUGGUCUGCAUUUUCAGCUGUGAUGAAGGCCAUGAGCUGCAGGGUUCACUCAGCAUGGAGUGUGCAAAUCCAGGCCGGUGGACCUCCACACCACCAAACUGCACAGCAGUGAGAUGCCCGUUGCUCGAGGCUCCUGAAAAUGGUCAUAUCAACUGCUCAAACAGUGAGCCGGUGUUCACCUCGCAGUGUUCCUUCACAUGCAAUCAAGAUUACAUAUUAGAGGGACAUGAGCUGCUGACCUGUGAUCCUCAUGGCAAUUGGACUACUGGACAGAAACCCACCUGCCAAGCUCCCCCAUCUCCGGUCACUGCCAUUGCUUCUGGUGUGGCAACAGGGGGCGCUCUGUUGUCUGGUGCGUCUCUGGCUUUGUGGAUCCUGAAACGACUGAAACAGAGAGCAACCAAGUUUGAGCUUAACAGCAACUCUGACAUAGAGGCCCCUCCACAAGUCUACAAAAACAGCAUUGACAGCCUGAUAUAGAACACAGUCAUAUUCAUCAGAUACCUAAGUCCAACUGAAUUUAUCUCUAACAAUAACUGUAUGUGAAGUCGUAGUAAUGUGAACAAUAUGAAUACAUUAAAUUAAUAUUAAACUUUUAACAGGAAAACUCAAUAUGCGAGAGUUCCCUUAUGGUUCAAGGAGAGGGUUUUUCAGACCAUUGCAUAUGAUCGUUGCAUUAUGUUUUGUUGGAUUUUAUGAUUUGCUCUGUAAUGUUGUCCAGACAUGUAUUGCACUGUAUUUCCUCCCAAAGGGAGUUUUAUAAUGAACAUAUUGUUCUAUAGCUUUACGAGUAUGCUGGAAAGAUGGCUCUAUUCAUGUUAUCGUAAAUAUUACAUAACGCCACGAAUGCCAUUUUGUGCAGGACUGUGAAUCAUUUUAGUAUUUCAGUAUUUAUGUGCUAUUUAUUUAAUCGAUGGUUAUUGCAUUUGAAAUGCUCAUUCAUAUUUCUGUAUGCCUAAAGCAGUGCUGAUUUGUAUUCAUAAUAAAACUUGAAACUUUCA